This is a messenger RNA of Syngnathus typhle (broad-nosed pipefish), 3985 nucleotides long. RefSeq names its product mutL homolog 3 (E. coli) (gene mlh3). Gene Ontology annotation, biological process: mismatch repair. The transcript has 12 exons. Gene Ontology annotation, cellular component: mismatch repair complex. The record is from RefSeq and is a predicted model, not a curated record. Gene Ontology annotation, molecular function: ATP-dependent DNA damage sensor activity; ATP binding; ATP hydrolysis activity. The coding region runs from base 235 to 3459 and encodes 1074 amino acids. Lineage: Eukaryota; Metazoa; Chordata; Actinopteri; Syngnathiformes; Syngnathidae.
UGGUUCCUUCCACAAUAGCAUGGCAGUCGGUUAAUGUUUAGCUUCCGGUGUUGACAUUGUUUCAUUUUCCGUGAGUUGUUUAUAUUUUGGGUUUCUUAUAUUUUUAAUUACCAAUUUUUGACAGCAGCAUGAAUACGCCACGGUCACGACUAGAGGACUCUAAAUAGACUAGAGGAAGCUAAAUGGCGACGGCGAAAUGUCACGUUUGAAAACAAGUGAAAAUGUGCAACCGGGAUGAUUAAAUGUCUGUCUGAAGACGUUCGGGUGAAACUUCGCUCCGGUGUCGCCGUCCCUUCUCUUCAGCAAUGUGUCGAGGAGCUCGUCCUCAACAGUCUCGACGCCGGGGCGACGUGUGUGGGUGUCCGGAUGGACCUGGAGGCGUUCAAGGUGCAGGUUAUCGACAACGGCGCCGGGAUGAGCGCAGAGGACAUGGCAUGUGUUGGCAACAGAUAUUACACAAGCAAAUGUCACUCACUUGGUGACCUGGAUGAUCUCAGGUACUAUGGCUUCAGGGGUGAGGCCAUCGCAAGUGUGGUUGCCAUGGCUACGCUUGUAGAAAUCUCAUCCCGGACUAAAAACGCAGGCAGGACACUUGUUAAGAUGUUCAAGGAUGGCAAAGCGAUGGAUGUGUUCGAAAAGGACAUUACUCGACCAACUGCUGGAACCACAGUUAUCAUUUGCAACUUGUUCCACAACACGCCCGUGCGCAGGAAAAGGAUGGACCUCGUCCUGGAGGGUGAGAAGGUCAAACACCGGGUGGAGGCCAUGUCUCUGAUGCAUCCCUCUGUGUCCUUCACCUUGCGCAAUGACUGCACGGGCACCAUGAUAGUGCAGCUGCCCAAAGCCAGAGACACCUACCACAGGUUUAUCCAGAUCCACAGCCUGGCUCGAGCUCAGAAACUGGGAGAGAUCCAGCACGCGCGUGCCCAGUUUGAAGUGAUGGGUUACCUUGGCAGAGAGGGCCACUAUAAUGCUAGCUUGCAGUUCUUGUAUAUAAAUGGCAGAUUGCUUCUAAAGACACGCAUACACACGCUGCUGAACUCGCUUCUACGUAGACUUAGCAGUCCAACUCAGAGGAAUGACAGCCCAGAAAAACAGUCCGCCGUCAGGAGCCCCAAGCAGAAACGCUGCCAAGACCUCCACGGAAUAUAUGUAAUAAAUAUUAAAUGUUCCUAUUCGGAGUAUGAUAUUAGUCUCGAGCCCGCCAAAACCCUAAUUGAGUUCAAAGACUGGGAUGGUGUUUUGCUAUGCAUCGAAGAGGCCGUAAAAGCUUUCCUCUGCAGGGAGAACUUGGUUCUCUUCCAAGAUGACUUGCACAAUGCAUCGCCAAGGUUGUUUAAAGUGGAUAGCGUGGCGCAAGACGACACCCGUGUUGACCACUAUGUUAAUCCCGCCUCCAUUUGUCCAUCGGCCCCGACACUGGCGUCGCAAUCCGUCCGUCGCAAGCACGAGACUCGCAUUGCAUCCAAUGUGCUCGAAACUGAAAAUGAAGGACAUGCUGAUCAGAUUCGACACGACCCUGUUGAUGUUGCCAAGGAAGCGGAGCCCACGUUUAGUAAAUCUCUGGACAUUGAAAAGGAAAUAAGGUUAUCUCAAACAACUCUAGGUGUUAAUUUGUCACACAGUGAAACAACUCUUGUUCCACAGGAUGAAAGGGGAGAAGAAAAGCCAAACAGAAAGAUUCGUGCGUUAUCUCCAUUCAUUCACAAAUGUCUGCAGGAGGCUCCCCAAAACAGUAGGACGCAGUUUCAUCAUCAGCCUUCAAGACACAAAAUCGCCCUUGACACACUGCAUGAUGCAUCUUCACUAAGUAGCUUUUCUGAUGCCGUCCCCUCCAAAGUUCCCAAAGUGGUGGCUCAGGAGUCUGGAUCGCUUGAUGAGUUCAGAAGAAUUUAUGGAAAAUCUGUGAAAAAAAAUCCUACCUUGCUUGAGAGCCAGCUUAAUGCCCAAAUAAGUCAGCCAAACUUAGUCGAAGAUGCCCAGAAUGGUUUUCUUUCCCGGAACCAACAAUUGAAGAUCGAUGUCAAAGAAACCAAAGUAUGCAGACAAGAUGGCCCCCAAAGCUCAGCUCAGUUGGUGUACACCAAGCAAAAAGGCACUUCAGAAAAACUAUCUUUAGCGGGAAAACUUAACCACCUGAAAAAAAAAGACACAGCAGCACCAAGUUGUGCUUCUCCACAUAAUUCUGGCCUCACCAGUACCCAAGACUGCAUUAACAAUGACCCUGAGGUGGACACCACCGCCGAGCCCAGUAAUGAAACCACGACGGCAACAUCCACCGACUGGCUCGGUCACUUUGAUACCCAAAUGGGAAAAAUGGUGUACAUCAACAAAGUGACAGGGCUUAGCAAAUACGAGGAACCGCCAAUGGAAGAAACGCUAGCCCGCUGCACAUCUGACAUCACCAACAUGGCUGUUAGCGUCGUCUCUGAAACGGGGACGGAAUACAGGUGUUACCCGUUCCAAGCAGAGCUAGUUCUUCCCUUCUUGCCGAAAGCCAGAGGUGAAAGAGUGCUCAUCGCGGGGACAGAUGACGCAGGUGACAAUGUCAAGACCUCCAACUCGCUCUCGUCUUUGUACUCAAAGUGGAGCAACCCCGUGUUUGUGCGUCCUCCAGAGGUCGCAGUGGAUAUCUCAAGGGGACAAGCUAGUGGGCUUGCCGUUAAGAUCCACAACAUCCUGUUUCCGUACCGCUUCUCCAAAGACAUGAUACACUCUAUGAAGGUACUCAAUCAAGUUGACAACAAGUUUCUUGCGUGCCUUAUCAAUACAAGUGAUGAUACGCAAAGCAAAGGGAACCUUUUAGUACUGUUGGACCAGCACGCUGCACAUGAGAGAGUGCGGCUUGAAAACUUAAUAGCAGAUUCCUUUGAAGGCGACCCAAACGCACCCGGCGAGAGACGGUUGUGUUCAUCCACAAUUUUACCGCCUCUGAACAUCCGCGUGACAGAAGAGGAACAAAGGCUGCUCAGGUCUUGUCAGGUUCAUUUGCGGAGCUUGGGCCUGGAAGUGACAUUCACACUUGGGCAUGAUGACCACGUUCUCGUAGGCAAGGUGCCCGUUUGUUUCGUGGAAAAAGAAAAUAAUGAGCUUCGGCGGAAGAGACCGUCGGUUAUCAAGCGUGUUGUUGAGGAUUACCUUCAAGAGCAGAUGGAGUUACUCCGCUCCACAGGUAGCGUGAAAGGAACCCUACCACUUACGGUGCUGAAAGUCCUCGCCUCGCUCGCGUGUCACGGCGCCAUCAAAUUCAACGACAGCCUGAAUCGAGACGAGUGCCAAAGCUUGGUUGCGUCCUUGUCGUCCUGCCAGCUGCCCUUCCAAUGCGCCCACGGCCGCCCAUCCAUCGCGCCGCUCGUCGAUGUCCUCCAUUUGGAGCCCAACCAGAAGGAACCUCAGAAACCCAACCUUGGAAAGUUAAGAAGAAUGUACAAAGCAUGGGUACUUUAUGGGAAUAGGUAAUUUUGUGGCAACUUCAUGAAAUAUUUUUUUUCCUAAUGUAUUUGUGUAUAUAUUUGUGUGUGUGUGUAUAGAUUGUAUUCUGCGUGUGUUGAGCAAGGUUGUGCAUUUUAUGAAUCCCUGACAAAAGAUGGUAUGAUAAACAAUAACUUAUCAAAAUUACAGAGUGUCUUAAGAGCAUGUGAAUAUACACGUGCAUGCACUUAAGGUCACCAAGUGUCACCUCUCUUAAAAUAAUCUGGAUAUGACACUGCACUGUAAUAACCAUAUUUUAAAAAUGAAUACCCUUCUCAUAACUUUAAUUAUCUCAGAAUGUCGGAAAAUAUAAUGGCGUACCAAAUAUUGUAUAUGUUGGUGGGCCAAUUUAAUUUGAAAUAGUCCAUUUAUGGUCAUGAUACAAUAAAGACACUGUGGUAAACUGGCCAUUUAUUUACUUGUAAACACGCAGAUCUUGUUUAUUUUAUGACCUUGUUUAUUUUACGACACACUUUGCCUCCAAAAACCAUUAAAUAUGUCUACCGAGAAUGAA